UUCCUUCUUAUAUCUCAUAUCCACUACAAAACCUAACAAGAGUAGUUUUUAUCAAAUAAGGAGAACUUGUAAACCAGAAACGCUAAAUAACACUCAACUGCAAGGAUAAUGAAACUUGUGUGUACCUGCAUCCUGUUUGUUUUCCUGCAAAUAAACCUCAACCAGAUAUAUGUAAGCGCGCAGGGUGUUGACGAAUGCCCUAUUUGUGAUCCCGUGUCUCACCUGCAGGAAGAUUUUUGUAAAGAAACUAUUGUUGUGGAAGUCGACGUAGUAGGCAUACGUUCUGAAACUGCAGAUUAUGAUAUUUUCACUGCUACAGUUGUGAAAAUUUACCGAGGCAAUGAGGCAGAUAUUCCGAUAGGAUCUAAUAUAACAUUUACAGCGCGCGUUUCAGAGUGCAUUCGUAAUCAGUUUAAAGGAGCGUAUAUUUUUUCUGGAGUUUUAGGAACAGUGCUUGCUGGUCAUUAUGAUAUAACUUUUUGUCAAAGCAUAAGAAUUCGGAAAGCAAUAACACCGGCCACAAAACUGCAAUGGAUUGAACAUCUUUUGAAAAAGUUAAAAAGUAUUGGAUGUGAAGGAAAACACCACUGCUUGGCACUUCCGGAUAUACCUAAAAAUAAGGACGUGAAAAAUGCUUGCCUCUUUCCCGUCACUCCAGCCAACACAACUAACUGUUAUUUAGACUGGGGUGCUUGUCUGAGAACGAAUUGCAACGUCCCGUGUACAUGGUUCUAUGCAGAAGGUUCAAACUGUGCUGAGGGCGACUCUAAUCCUGACGUUGUUCCAGCAAACGAAGGCUAAGAAGAACAAUAAUAUUUAUUAUAUAAUGUUCUGAUAA
This is a messenger RNA of Mytilus trossulus (common blue mussel), 838 nucleotides long. RefSeq lists its product as uncharacterized. Bases 109 to 801 code for a protein of 230 amino acids. The transcript has 6 exons. NCBI's taxonomy places the organism in Eukaryota, Metazoa, Mollusca, Bivalvia, Mytilida, Mytilidae. The record is from RefSeq and is a predicted model, not a curated record.